Scomber japonicus (chub mackerel) is the source of this 13112-nucleotide messenger RNA. It is a transcript of the gene akap9, whose product is annotated as A kinase (PRKA) anchor protein 9. The coding region runs from base 166 to 12624 and encodes 4152 amino acids. Gene Ontology annotation, biological process: signal transduction. Lineage: Eukaryota; Metazoa; Chordata; Actinopteri; Scombriformes; Scombridae. The record is from RefSeq and is a predicted model, not a curated record. The transcript is spliced from 55 exons. Gene Ontology annotation, molecular function: molecular adaptor activity; DNA binding.
GGACUACAGACAAGGAGACAGCUCCUAGUAAAUGCGAGUGGGAAGUCUGGCAGUGAGCUGGAAAGCCCAGACGGGAUAUAUUUAACCACUAGCUGUUUAGAUUCUCCUCACUGACAUCUUGUAUGAAGCAUUUUCCCUCCUGUUACAGCCACAGAGACCGCAGUGAUGGAAGACGAGCAGAGGCAGAAAAAGCUGGAGGCCGGCAAAGCAAAGUUGGCUGAGUACCGCCAGAGAAAAGCUCACGCAGACUCCCAGAAGAAACAGAAAAAGAAGAAGAAAAAGAAGCCAGGGGAGGACUCGGAGGGCGAUUCGAAAGAAAGGGUUGAGGUCCAGCCUGAUCAGCCUGUGGGAGGAGAGGAGGUCUCUGUCGGAGGAAGAGAUGGAUCACAAGGAGGAAAUAAAGACCCACCCACUACUGAGUUCACCUUCGCAAGGACGCUACGGAGCGGAGAGACAGUCAAGCAUGAUCAGACCUACACCAUAGAGCCAGAGAGUGAAGUGUCCACUACUGCUGAAGAUUAUUCCUCUGAGGUAAAUGGGUGCCAUGAGAUGACAGAGACCCUAAUGAUGUCUUCGAAGGAUUUGAUCUGGGAGGAGGUGGAGCCUCUUAAACAGGUGACAAAGGGAGGCACAAUGCAGGAUAUGGAGGAUGCGCUAGCUGCAAAGACGCAAACAGUGGAGGAGCUAAGUCGAGAGCUUGAGGAAAUCAGGGCUGCUUUCGGCACAGAGGGAGUACAGCAGCUGCAAGACUUUGAGGCUGCUCUAAAGCAGCGAGACGGCAUCAUCACCCAGCUCACAGCUAAUCUUCAGCAGGCUCGUGAAGAGAAAGAUGAGAUCAUGAAAGAAUUCCUGGAGCUGACAGAGCAAAGUCAGAAACUACAAAUUCAGUUCCAGCAGCUGCAGGCAGGCGAGACUUUAAGGAACACCAGUCACAGCAGCACAGCGGCUGAUCUUCUACAGGCCAGGCAGCAGCUUAUACAGUACCAACAGCUGCAGGAGGAAAUGAACAAUGAGGUCCGAAAGAACCAGGAGAGGAGCAGUGAGCAGCUGGACCACAUCAACCAGCUCCAGCACAAGCUCAGUGAGAUGGAGAUGUCUGGGAAAAAAUCAGAGGAAUCAUUUACCGAAAGGAUAAAUGAGAAGGACCUGCUGAUUGCUGAACAAGAAAAAGUUAUUUUGAGUCAGAAGCAGUCCCUGACAGAACUGAGAACCACAGAGGCAUCUUUUGCACAAACGCUGAAAGGGAAAAAUCAGAUAAUUUCAGAGCAAACUGCAAUAAUCACAGAACACGAACGGUCAUUGACCCUGUUCAGAGAUGAACUCGCUCAUGUGGAAAAGACUACAGAUGAGAACAUUAUAGAACAGUCAGAUGACAAAAACCUGAUUGUAGUGGAACUGGAGAGAGCCAUUUCAGAACGCAACAGUUCUAUAACCCACCUCCAGGAUGAGCUGGAGUCCUCUGAGAAACGGCUGCAUGACCUCCAGCAGCGAGUGGCUGCAAAAGAAUCCGAGCUUGAAAGAUGCUUGGAUGAGUUGGAAAGCACUAAGAGUAACUUGGAAAGCUGUAAAAGUGAAAUGGAGAGUUGUAAAUUUGAAUUGGAGAAAGGCCAAACAGAGUUAGAAAGCUGUAAAGGUGAACUUGCAACCUCCCGACAGAAGGAGCGAAUGUCAUCCAAUGAAAUCAUGCAGCUCAUGGGCACAGUGGAGAACCUACAGAAGCGUUAUCACCAGGGCAGCCUGUCUGAGAGUGACACCAUACAAAAAAUGCAGGAAGACACUGUGAGGAAGCUUGAAGUACUCAGGGCAGAGCUGGAUGAGAUGUACGGCCAGCAAAUAGUCCAAAUGAAGCACGAGCUUAAUUUGCAUCAUGCCUCGAAAAUGGAGCAAAUGACUGAGCAACAUCGUGCUGAGCUUGAGCUUUUUAAAGCACAAAGCUCCACUGUUAGUGCUGCUGAGGUGGACACACUCAAUGCUAAGAUUAGAGAGCUUCAAGGAACAUUAGAGCAAUCCCAAGCAAUGCACAAUGAAGCCAGACACGAGCUAACUCAAGCCACCCAAGAAAAGGUCAACCUGCAGGCGAAGGUUGAGGAUCUUGUGCAAGAUCUCAGUUCUGCUAAAGAAAAAGUGGAGCUGGUCUCCAACAGUCUUAUCUCUCAGGAAAGCCAACAAGGUGAACUACAGCGCCUUCAGGAGACCAUUGACAGUCUGAAGUGCCAACUGGCUGCUGGUCAGGAAGCUGCAUUAGAGGCAGAGACAAAACACGAAUCAGAAGUAACCAAUUACAAGAUCAAGUUGGAGAUGCUGGAGAGGGAGAAGGAUGCUGUGCUUGACCGCAUGGCGGAGUCACAGGAAGCAGAGCUGGAACGACUGAGGACUCAGCUUCUGUUUAGCCACGAGGAAGAGCUCACACAUCUUAGAGAGGAACUGCAGAGGGAGAGUUUCCUAAAUACAGAAAACCUUCUCAAUGAAGCUGCUGUCAAACAUGAGAGAGCUUUGGAUGAGCUACGCAUUCGUUAUGAAGAGGAGCUGCACUUGUUACGAAAAGAGAAGUCAAAUUUUGCCGCAGAGCGAGAUGAUUUUUUGCACCAAAUUGUUGGCCUGGAAGAAGAUCUAAAGCUAGCUUUGCAAAGCUCGAAAGCGGAUGAGCUUGUCCAGCAGCUUCAAGAACUUCAGGUGGAGCUUGAGGAACUGAGAAGGGGAGGAGAACAACGGGCUGGAAUGGAAAACGAAAUUCAGACAUUACUAAAAAAGACAGAGGUGCUUGAAAGCCAGGCUAUAGAGAAAGAACAAUGUUGGGAGAAAAAAUGGAAAGAUCAGGAACAAGAAAAUGAGAUGCUGAAAGAAUCUAAUAACACUUUGAAAGAGGAGUUGGACUCUCAAAUUAUGAAAAUUGAGACACUCACAGCAGAGAGAAAUCAAAUAAAGCAACAAGUGGCUGAGCUUAGUGAGGAAAUUGAAAAGCAGAGGACUACUUUCUCUUUUGCUGAAAAGAAUUUCGAAGUAAACUAUCAGGAGCUGAAGGAGGAAUACACGUGUCUCAUUGAGGCAAAGACACGGUUAGAGGAAAGGACACUGAAGGAGACACUUGAGUUUGAGGCGAAACUUGCCAGCUUUCAGUCACAGAUUCAGGAGCUGGAGGAGAGCCGCAGAGAUAUCAAAAUGGAGGAAAUGCAUACAGAUAGUAAGGCUGUGGUAGAAAAAGAUACUACUGAGCUAAUGGAGAAGCUUAAUGUUACAUUGAGUGAGAAAGAAAGCCUGGCUGGGAGGCUUUCUGAAGUUACAGAGCAACUGAUGUUUACAGAGAACAAAAUGGGACAGCUGGAAGAAGACCUGAUGAGAGUGAGACAAGAAAACAAGAAGGUCAUUGCCCAGAAUGAAAGCCUGGGGAAAGAACUGAAAAAGAAGGAAGAGAUUAUAAGAAAGCAGACGAGAGGGCAGGAUGCCCAGAGAAAAACUAAGCUCGAGCAAGGAGAGCAAGCUGUUGAGUCAGUUGCCUCAGUUUGUUCUUUUGAGGAUCAUCACCUUCAGAUUCAAUCUCUGCAAGGGGAAAUACAGGCUCUUCAGUCCCUCUUAAAGGCAGCCGAAACUGAGAGAGACAGCAUCCAGCAGUCUGUGGAGCUCCAGAGGCUUUCGCACACUCCAUCUCCAGCGGCAGCAGUCCAGUCCUCAGGGGAGGUACCUGUUGAAGGACAAUCCUCCCUGCACAAGUCCACAGCCUCAGGGUCAAGUAGGCGCAAGAGACGACAGAGGUCGAAGCAGGAGCGAAAAUUGGGCACUGCUCUCCCAGACAGCAAAGAAGAAAAACAAAGGGAGGAGGAAGAGGAGGCAGCGGUGGAGGAAGAGAGAGCUACAAGUGCCGCAGAGCAGGAGAUGCAGCUUCAGAUGGAGAGACAGGUUAUGUCAUGUUCACAAGAGAGGGCCGGUAAGGAGGACUCCACUGACGGGUACCAGGGAGACGAGGCGAGAGACGACAUCAACAAGCAGGUGAGCAGACAUGGGACGAGCCGCCACACGGAGCCUGUUGUGUGUGAGGGAGCAGAAGAAGAGGGAGCCACUACUGAGCAUGGUGAGUGCAGGCUGCGGAUGGAGGCACAGCGCAUCAGCCUGUCUCAGAUCCACGCUGCCCAGCUGGAGCUUCUGCAGGAGGAGACAGAUGCCCCUGCACACACUCUGGAACUGAAACGGCAGAACGUGAAAGAUCACUGUGACCAGGAUGAGCCAAAAAUCUCCAGAUACCAGAACAUGUUACAAGCUGUGUCAGAAGAAUGCAGUGCGAUCAUUCAGUCUUUUCGAGAGAUAUUUGGUGAGGAGUUUUUGGAGCAUCUUGAUGUGGAUGUCCGACUGCCCUCUUCAGUGGAAAGACCAGAAACUAGUAAAACCACCUCCACUGUAUUGGAGGCCAAAGUGCUCUACAGAGAUCUUCAGCAGAUGAAGGAGAAGAUUGAACAGGAACAUUAUAAACUGUCACAGCUCCAGGAUCUGCUGAGAGCUGAUGGGAACAAGAUGAUCGAAUUGCAGACAGCAUUUGAUGAACUGAGGAGCAGCAGUGAAAAGGAGAUUUCUGAGCUGCGUGUGCAGGUUGCCAGCUUAAGUCUCUCAAGCAAAGAUCCAGAGGAGCGGGGCACUGCAUUACAGAUGCUGAGGGCCGAGGCGCAGGAGAAGCAGCUACAGCUGGAAGAGAGUCACAGACAAGAAAUGGAGCAUCUCAGAGCCCACUACCAGCAGCAGGCCACAGAGACUGAGGAACGAUACGCUACUGAGCUAUUCAUGCUGCAGCAGCGACUACAAGAGGUCACAGACAUUCAGUCCCACUACAGCCUGGCCAGUGUUCCAGAGUCCAGCUCAGAGAAGAAUGAGGAGCUCAGCGAGGAACUAAAGGAUCUCAGUGUGGAGGAGUUGUCAGAGGGAGGUGUUGAGUUGCACUGGACCCCCAGGUCUGCAGGCCUGACAGCACAGCUGCAGGUACUGAGGAAAGCGCUCUACCACAAGUAUGUCCAAGAAGUAUCUGCUCUCAAAGAGCAGCACAGCAGCGAGCUGAGGAGACUGAGAGAAGAAAGGGAACAGGAAAGGAAAAGAGAGAAGCGUGGGGAAGAGAGAGGAGAGAAAGAGAUUGGUAUCAACGGGGCUGGAAGCUCCUUUGACAGCUCCGACGUUGCUGGGCCUUUUGUGUUGGAAGAGAAACAGCACUGGGAGAGGGUGGAGGAGGAAGUUGCCAAGGCCAUAGUUCAGAUGUCAGUGGAGUUUGCGCAGCAAACUGAGCUGGCUCGACUCAACAAGCGUGCCGGCCAGAUGAACACCUCCAUGCAGACCCAGUCAGAUGAAGAGGAGGUGGAGGAGAGGAAGAACGAGGAGCAGACUCCCAGAGUUUCUCCCACCACAGGCGCCUGGCUGAAGGAGGUGGAGAGGGAGCGACUGGAGAGGGAGCUGGAGGAGAGGAAUGCAGAGGUCCAAAAGCUAAAGGAGAGGCUGCUGAAAAAUGAAUCAGGACCUGAGCAGGCCUUAAAGAAGAGAAAACACGGCCAAGAAAAAGAUGAGGAUGAGGAAGAUCGAGGGGGGCCAGGAAUAAAGCAGACUGGUGUACACAGACUGUCAGCGAAGGAUGAUGAAGAUUCAUCUGAUAAGGACACUGAAAGAAACCUCUUGCGUAUGGCCAACGAGAAGCUUAGUCAAGUGCUUGUUGAUGUCUUGAAGACUACGGCAGCAGCGGAGGAAACCAUUGGCCUCCACAUGCAGAGUCUGCGUGACGCGUGCAGUGGAGGUCAGCAGGCUGCUCCGCCCCCCUCCACCACACAGAGAGAAACACGGCAACCUGUCAGAUCUUAUACUGCAGGUCACUCUGCAGAAAGUUGCCAGGGCAGCGAGACUGGUGCAGAUGAUGUGAGCACGUGGUCAGGGGAGACGGAUGCUGACGAGGGCCUGGAGGUGUCCCAGCAGCUGAUGGACAGCCUGCUGCAGGGGGCAGGGACACAGUUAGAGAACGAGGAAUAUCUGAUGGGCAUCAGCAGACGACUCCAGACGGCUUUGGAGAAGAUGUUGAUGGCUAUCACCGACACCACCAACAAGCUCGAACAUGCCCGGAUGACCCACACUGAGCUGAUGCGGGAGUCCUUCCGCCACAAUCAGGAGAUGACUGAGCUGCUGCAGAAGCAGGAGGAGCUGCAGGAGAGGUUGUCUGAAGAGGCGAGGGCACGCGAGCAGCUGGCUCUGGAACUCCACCGAGCUGAGGGUCUGAUUGACGGCUACACUGGCGAGCGGGCAGCACUAGAGGAGCAGUUGCGUCAGAAGGAAGAGCUCCAGCUGAGCCUAGAGCAAGAGCUGCAGGUUACAGGUAGCCGGCUGCACGAGUUGGAGCAGGAGAGGCUUCAGAUGCAGGAGGAGCGUGAGCUGCUGUCAAGGCAACAGGACGCCAUGAGGGAGCAUGCUGGGCCCCGUGAGCUUCGCCUAGUUGAAGCUGCAAUGGUUGCAGCACCUGAAGCAGACCUGCUGGAGGAGACGGAGAAACUGAUGAAAGAGAAAGUGGAGGUUCAGCGUCAGGCGGAGAAGGAGAACUCCGACCUCCUGAAGCAGGUGAAGCUGCUGGAGGCGGAGCUGGAGGAGCAGGUCAACAGGGUGAUCGAGCUGGAGCACGCUCAGAGGACGGAGAAUGGAGACCUCCAGCAGCAGAUUCAAGCUCUGGAGAAACAGCUGGAGAAGAACAGGAGGUUCCUUGAUGAGCAAGCUGUGGACCGAGAACACGAGAGGGAUUUCUUCCAGCAGGAGAUCCAGAAACUGGAGGAGCAGCUGAAGAAUCCACAGAAGUUUCAGACUGUCUCUGAGCAAAGAAACCGAGAGGUGGACCAGCUGACCUCCCAGCUGAAGGAGAAGGCGGAUUGGUGCAGUGAGCUGCUGCUCAGCUCAGAGCAGCUGCGUCGUGAGUUGGGAGAGCGCGACGAAGAGAUUGACAAGCUGGAGAGCCGCAUCCGCGAACUGGAGCAGGCCCUGCUGGCCAGUGCUGAGUCCCUGGAGAAGGUUGAACAAAAGAAGCAGAAUGAAUCCAUCACUGAGGCAAAACACUCCACACUGGAGGCUCAGUUACAAACAGAGCGAGAAGCUUUGGAGCGGAAGGAGAAGGAGAUUUGUAACCUGGAGGAGCAGCUGGAGCAGUUCAGAGAGGAGCUGGAGAACAAGAGUGAGGAGGUGCAGCAGCUUCACAUGCAGCUGGAGAUCCAGAGGAAGGAGAUCAGCAGCCAGCAGCAAUACCUAGAAACAAGGGAUAGCAUGCUCCAGGUGAUGGAGGAGAAGGACAGGGAAAUAGCACUUCUUAAUGAACAGAUCACUAAGCUCCAACACAUGGAAACAGCCUCUGAUAACAAGGAAAUUGAUGAGCGGGAUGAGCUAAUAAAAGACCUGGAGUCCCAGGUGGAGUGCCUGCGGAGCGAACAAGAGCGCUUAAAGAGGAAUAACGAGGAGGAACUCGACCAGCUGAAUGCUGUCAUAGACAAACUUCAGCAAGAACUGGCCAAUAUUGAGCAGAAACAGACUACAGAGGAAGAUGAGGACACCCAGGCUGAGCCAGAGAGUGGAGUGUGGGGGCCGAGUAAAGAGGAAUACGAUGAGAUGAAGCAGGGAAUGGACAUGGCUGCCAAAGAGCUUGAUACAUUCAAAACAGAGCACAGUAAGCUGUUGGGGACAUACAUGCGCUUGAAGGAAAGUGCACAAGCUUUAGCUGAAACAGAAAAACUGGAGAGCCAAGAGGAUGAGCUCGAAGAAGCUCUCAGGGAGAAAACUGCUGGCCUUGUUGUCAUGCAGGCCCAAGUACAAGCUCUAGAGCAAAGUGCAACAUCCAGAGUGGAAGAGCUAGGUCUCCGCAUCCGGGAGCUUGAGAACUUGGUGGGUGAAAAGGACUCUGAGUUAAGCCGCUGUCGCCUCCUUGUGGAGCAAGCUCAGAGCGAUGCAGAUCGUCUCCAACAGAAGGUCUCUAAUCUGGAGGAAAAUCUGAGGGAGAAAAUGGCUACAGUGCUCAUCAGUCAAGCCACACUGGAGGCUUUCCAGGAGCAGCAGCAGCAAUCCGAGAUAUCCAAAGAGCACCAGGCACUGCAGAAACAUGUGGAGCCACAAGCACAUGACUUAGGUGACUUUGGUAUUCCCCAAAUGGAUUUCAGUGGGCUAGCUCAACUGAAACAAGUUCCUACAGGGAAGGUGGUUCAUCUGACCCAGAAGCUUCGUGAGCUGGAGGUGGGUCUCAGUGGGAUGCAGAAAGACCAGGAGCUCCAGAAGCAGCUGCUGUCCAGCUCUGAGGAGGAGGUGCUGGAGUAUGAGAGGAGGCUGUCAGUACUCAUGGAUCUGCUCAAUCAGAUGAAGGCCAGGACACACCAGAAGACAUCACCAGCUGUGGAGGCCCACUCUGCUGAUGACCAGCCAGCUGUGUCGGAGCUUCUUCAGGAAUUGCAGGAAGUCAGAGACGAGGCGACGGCCACCAAAGAGCAGCUCAACAACUACAAGGAGAACUGCAGCAAAUUACAGGAAGAGCUCACAGAAAAAACUGAAACACUAGAGAGACUCCAGGACCAGCUUCAAAGGGAAUCAUCUGCAGAUGGUGAAGAGGCGAAGGUAUCCAAGCUUCAAAGGGAACUCACAUCAGCUCAAAAUGAAGCUAGUGCUACCAAAGAAGAGCUGAACAGCUGCAAGGAGGGUCUAGAGAAGCUACAGGAACUGCUGCAGGAGCGAGAAAUGACCAUCGCUCACCUUAAGGGAGAACUUUUCCAAGUAAAAGCUGAUGAGGACAGAGCCAACAUGACGGAGCUCCUCAAAGAGCUCCAGGAGGUCAGAAACGAUGCAGAUUCCAGCAAAGAAGAACUCAACAGCUACAGGCAGAAUAAUGAGAAACUUCAGGAGGACAUCCAAGUCCGCGAAGUUUCUAUUUCUAAACUCAAAGAGGAGCUCCAGGAGGUCAAAAAGAAUGUGGGUACCACCAAAGAAGAACUGAAUGGCUUCAGGCAGCAUAACGAGAAACUACAGGAGGAACUCCAUGUCCGUGAACUCUCCAUUUCAAAGCUCAAAGAGGAGCUCCAGGAGGUACGAGCAGCCUUGAUGAAGACAGCAGACUCAUCCCCUCUAUCUCCGUCUCCAUCUCCUUCUCCGUCUCCUCAGCCUGUUUCUUCUACUUCCACCGCCCAGCCCAAAAGGAAAGGAGGCAAACAGCCAGCCGGUAAGGGAAGCAGUGCCAAAGAUAAACCAUCUCUCGCAAGGAAAAACUCUGCCACUUCCAGCCAGUCCUCCAACAAAUCUCACAGCACUCGGCUUAACAGCAGCUCCGAGCAGCAACAUGUGGCUGUGACGGACUCGUUCACACAGACCGAAGCUCUCCCAAUGGCUGACAGCAAGUCUCCUUCAACCAACAAAGAGGAGAUGGAGGAGGUGAUUGGAGAGUUCCAGGAGAAGAUUGUACAAAUGCAGGAGCUCCAUGCAGCAGAAAUCUUGGACAUGGAGGCCCGGCAUAUUUCAGAGAGCGACACCCUGCGCAGGGAGACACAGGCUCUGGAGGACGAGUGUAAAGCCCUCAAGGCUGUCAUUGAGAAGCUGCGCUUGACUGAGAUCCCCUCAUCAAGACAAGACCGUCCUGCAUCACAGUUCAAAGAUGGCUACACCAGUGACAGCAGCUCACAUUACAGCCAGCGGACCGGAUAUGACCACCCCAAUUUGCAUCAGGAGUUCAGGACAACUCCAGAGGGUGCCAGGAGAGAGACUGAUGAUCCACUACCUGAUAGAAUCAAGACGUUGCUCCGUGAGGUGCACCAGGAGGGCAUGCAGGUUCUCUCUCUGUCAGAGCUUCCUCUCCCUGAAGGCGAGCCAAGCAGCCAGUUCAACGUCCAAGGCUGGGUGAAGGAAAGAGAUGCCUUGCUGGCAACAAUUGCAUCUCUCAAAGACCUCAUCACCCAGAUACAGACACACAGGGGAACACAGACUUCAGGCAGUGCAGAUUGGCGUGGGCAGCUCCUCGAUGCAGUGCGGCAGGUAUUUGUGAGGGAGCGCAGUGUGCUGAAGAAUGCCCUCUAUAGCCAGUUAGACCUGCUAGACACCAGUGAUGCCAUCAUCCACCUCAAUCAGCUGGAGCGCAGACUGGCUGAACAGGAUGCCCAGCACAGAGAGGCGAUGGGUUCUCUCCACUCUGCAGAAAGGUCCAGUCUCAUGUCUGAGAUUCAUCAACUCCGUGGUCAACUGGAGCAACUUCAUCAAGGUGCCCAGUCUGCUGUGUCAUUGGCUGGUGAGCGGAGCGUGAAGGAGCAGAGGGAGGGCGGAGGAGCUGAUGGAGCAGCAGAGGCAGACAGGCUCCUGGUGGAGGACCUGAAGGCUGAACUGUCCCAGACUAAACUGGAGCUGGAGACGACGCUCAAGUCUCAGCACAAACACCUCAAAGAGCUGGACACACUCAGGGCAGAGGUAUCGCAGAAGGCUGUACAAGUGGAUGCACUGAACGACCAGCUGUCAGAGGAGAGAAAGACAAGCCGGGAUCUUCAGUGGGCCAUGGAGAAGGAAAAGUGUCGAACUGAAAGGAACCAGGACAGUAAGCGAGAAGAACUGGAGGACCUGCACCUCACUCUGGAGGAACAGAAAAGGUGCGCGAGCCAGCUGACCUCGGCCUUGGAGCAGGAACGCCAAGCCUCUUUUCAGCUUUCCCAGCAGGCUGAGCAGGAAGCCCUGAGCUUUAACAGACGCCUCCAAGAGCUCCAGGUCCAGUUGGAGACGGAGCGUGCAAAGGCCCAAGAGAUGAGCACCGCCUUGGAGAGGGAGAGGGAGCUGCGGAGGGGGGUCUCCUCAGACAGUGGUCCCUCUAAUGAUCAGCGAGAAGAGCAGGACCAGAGGGGACUCAUGGAGGAAGGGAGCCUUCUGGAAAGACUUCAAAGGGAGCUGGAUGACAAGCAUGCACAGGUGGUGCAUCUCCUCAGUCAGGUGGAGGCCCAGAAGCUUGAGGUGGUAAGAAAAGAGGAGGAGCUGACUUUGACAGGUCAGAGUUCAAGACGAGACCAAGAGGCACUGCUGGAGGCUCGUGCCCAGCUGGAGAACCUGGAAGCACAAAUAUCAGAAACCCAGGAGCAGCUGGAGAGAGAGCUGGAGAGGAGGAAGAACCUAGAGGAAGAGAAGGAGAGACUGGAGGAGAGGUUGGCCCGACUAGGAGAGCAGAGAGAAGGAGAGAAGGAAGGGAGUGGAUUUGUGCAGGGUGACGGUCGCAGUCAGGCCAUGUGUCACAGUGAGUCCACCAACCGCACUAAAGACUGGGUGUUCCAGCAGAAGAGUUCCAGCUCUGGCACGUCUCCCCACCCUGAGGUCAGUUCGACAGGUCACAGCAGCGGACUGCACCAUGGUCCUUGGCGCACAGUCGACAAGAUCCUCGGCAAACUCCACCUUGUCUCAUCAAAGAUCCGCAGCAUGGCCAGCAAGAAUACUGACAGGCUGACUGCAGAGAUCGACAGUGAAGAGUUAUCAUUGGUCCAGUCCACUGUUGAUGAGGUCAUCACUUUACUGCAACAAUCCCCAGGUCUACCCUCUGUCCCCGAGAGCACGUCCCUGAUGGCAGGAGGCUCCUCCAGCUCCUCCAACACCCUGAUGGAGCGGCUGCUCAGGCAGAAUGCCGAGCUGACAGGUUUUGUCAGCCGCCUGACAGAAGAGAAGAAUGACUUGAGAAACCACACACUCCGCCUGGAAGAGGAGCUGCGACGCUACCGACAGGCUGGACUGGGAUCAGGCGAUGGCUCCAGCAGCAGGCGAGGAGUGUCAAAAUUGGACUCGACAGGGAUGCUGCUCUCUCAGGAGCGAGAGGCUUGGAAUCGAGAGAAGGUCCGAAUGGAGAAAGCCUUACACCUUGCCCAGGGCCAGGUGGCCCGACUCAGGGGGGAGAUCAGGACCAACACCCUUCAAGAGAUAACUGGACCUGAGGCUGACAAUGCUGCACUGAAGAGAAUGUAUGGGAAGUACCUAAGGUCAGAAAGUUUCCGAAAAGCACUGAUCUACCAGAAGAAGUAUCUGCUGUUGCUGUUGGGAGGCUUCCAGGAGUGUGAGGAAGCUACACUGUCGCUCCUCUCCAGGAUGGGCAGCCGGCCGUCACUCUCCAGCUUGGAGUCCCUCAGCCAGCGUCGGCGGGGGCUGAUGCGCUUCCGCUCUGCCGUCCGAGUCUCUAUCGCCCUCUCCAGGAUGCGUUUCCUUGUGAAGCGUUGGCACAAGGCAACAGGGAUGAGCUCCACAAUCUCCUGCAGUGUCAACAAGAAUGGAGGAGGACAGACAUUAGGUACGGACGUGAGAGACUCACUUUAUCUUCACCCAGGCAGCGUGGACAUAUACAGGGAACGAGGAGGAGGUGGAGGAGGAGGUGGAGGAGGAGGAGGAGGAGGAGUAGGAGGAGGAGGAGUCUCUAGCAGCAGGGGGCGAAGUGGACGUGAAUCACCAAGAUCGGCCGUCUCCUCCACACAGCACAGGUUUCACAUGGUAGGAGACCAUGGCGCGCUCACUUGUUCCCACCUCCAAAGCUACGACCCCGACCGAGCGCUCACUGACUACAUCUCUAGACUGGAGGCUCUGCAGAGGAGGCUGGGGAGCGUGACAUCAGGUGCUUCUUCAUAUGCUCAAUUGCACUUUGGCUUGAGAAGAUAGAUGCUGAAAAGUGACUUUGGCUUGAAGAAACUCAGUUGCCUUUUCUCGUGCUGAGCGCUCUGCUGUUUUCUAUCAUUCUGGUGUGGACUGUAUCUUUCCAUGUGGACCAAAACACAUUUUUUUAUUAGUGUACGACAUGUUGUAUUCAGGCUUUUUGUCGCCAGCACUUGAAAAACAGCUAUGUUUGUAAUUUAAUCUGCCUCUUUGUUGUGGAUGAUCUACAAUCAUGUAUAUUUGUCUAAUGCUAAUUUAAAAACCUUGUGAUUAAUUUAUAUGUUUAUGUUGUAUGGGUGGAGCGUUAUGUAAAGAAUGUUUGGGUUUAUCGUUAAGGAGGCUGCUACUGGAUAUUCUACACUACACUGUGUUUUGUUUAGGCCAGACAGACUACAGAGGACAUUUGUAGAGAACGUAUUUUUGUAAAGCGUUAGGAGCUUUGAAUUUUCUGGGUAUUUUGUCAAAAACUGAAAUAAAGAGGAUUAUGAUAUUUG